AUGGCCGAUUACACUUUGAUUGUACCCACAAUCACUACGGGGAACAUCCCUCAAUUGACUAUUGACUUGAUGCUCUAUACGUAUGACUUUGUGCCAAUGGCAAGACUCGAUAGUACCUACUUGUAUCCGUUUUCAGGCCCUUUAGAUUCCGGUAACAAUAUCAGUACUAAGGACGAUAAAAAUAAUAACGGUGUUUGUACUCCAAUUGAAGCGUAUCGUUGUGAUGAACUUAAAGUAGUGCUUAUCCAACAACGAUCACCCAUAAUAGCUUCAUAUACCAAGCCAUUUGUGGAGAAAGUAUUGGUACCCUUUGGUAUACAAUUUAAACGAGCAGUGAUUUUAAGUUCUUCUGACUUUAGUAUUCAAGCUGAUUAUGCCGCUACAAACGUUCAUAAUGGGGUUGGCAAUUGUAAGUUUGAAUGGUUUGAAAGUAAUGAAUUGUUACCCAUCGCUCAACUUAGUCUUGAUGAAACCCGGGAAAAGUACUCUUAUGAUUCCAUCUAUGCCAAUUUACUAAUUGAGCUGAUGUUGGGAUCUCAGACUGAGUUGAAUCUUUUAUUGGCGUUUGUUUAUGAAGGUGAUAACUUCAAUGAUGCCGAAGAAAGUGCACGGUUUUUGGUUCAUCAACUUGGUUUACCUAAGAAAGAUUCCUUUAUUAAACCUAAAAGUUGGAAGGGCGUCUACGGAGACAAGAAGGUUCCUGUAGCUAUUGAAGAAGGACUUUUUGGUUAA
Lizanozyma spartinae is the source of this 732-nucleotide messenger RNA. RefSeq lists its product as uncharacterized. Gene Ontology annotation, biological process: proteasome assembly. The record is from RefSeq and is a predicted model, not a curated record. The transcript is spliced from 2 exons. Bases 1 to 732 code for a protein of 243 amino acids. Lineage: Eukaryota; Fungi; Ascomycota; Pichiomycetes; Serinales; Debaryomycetaceae. Gene Ontology annotation, cellular component: cytosol; nucleus.